AAUCCUUGUGGUUUCAUGGGGAAACCCAAAUCUGCACAAACCAAGAGCUAUAUAUACCCUGAGACAGCAUUUAAAGUGUCAGUAUAAACUGUGAAAAGCGUCCUCUCAGAUCAAUAGUUACAGACAUUCCCCUGACAGAGGUCAUGAACAUCCUCACUGUGUGCAUGAGCGUUCUCUCCUUCAUGGCCACUAUGACGCACUGUGCACCUGUCUUUGGUGUUACUGCACUUGUUGACCAGGAGAAGUUUCAGGAUUUAGUACAAAAGAGCCACAGUUUGAUACAAAAGAUCUUGCUCUCCAUUUCAGAUGUGCAUAGUUCUUCUGUUCAUAUUAAGACACUGAAGCUUAACUCUCCAGAGAACAGAAAUAUGGAGAUAAUGGCCUCUGAUAUUGGCAUUCCAAAAGCCCCUGUUCUUAGAGUGGUGUCAGAAAACUGCUCUCUGGAGACCAGUGUGAAGCACAUGUCGGAGGGCCUCCAGUUACACCGGGAGCUGCUGAAUGCUGUCAUGCCUCACCUCAACAAUAAUAUGAAAAUGGCUGAACUGUCAAAUGACAUUGGCGACUUGGACCUGCAAAUCCACAAGAUGCUGGAACUGAUCAAGAAUACAACUGUGCCCACCCCCAUGCCACAGCCUGUGGUGCUCCGUCUCUCUGAGGAAUAUAAAAUCCAGGUGGCAGCCCACUUAACCCUGGUGCAGCUGAGUGACUUUGGGCAGGUUGUGGUGGAUUGUCUACACAGCAUGGAGCACAAUGAGGAAGAGGAAAUAGACAGCUGACAAUAUUCAACUGAGAUUUUUUAACACAUUUUCAGUAAUAUGUCAUAUUUAUUUUUAAAGGUAUUUAUUUUUUUUACAUAAACUAUGUGUAUUUAUUUAUUUAUGUAAUAUUUAUUUAAAGGUGCAUUGUGUAACUUUUCUGGUGGAGGAUCAAUCACAGUACGGUAUUAAACUUUUCUAUCGUCAUGAAGACCAAACCUGACUAAAUUACUUGCUAGAUCUGUUGAGAGGCAAACCAUAAAACCACGUGUAAUUGAAUAAAUGUAAGGUAGAGCUGUUUAAUACCAUAUUGUUGAAAAUUCCAGACAGAGCAGUAACAUAUCCACAGAAACAAGCAGAUGAUGGACCUUCACCAACAAAGUUACACGUGGCAAGUGUUUUUAAUAAUUCAGACUUGGCUCAUUGUGUUUUAACAAGAACCAGCUCUUUUGACCAUGUAUCACCAUGUUAUGUAUUUUAUAUAGCUCCGCCAAAAACAUCUCACAUUAACCUUGAAGAGGUUGCCAUUUUGUAUUAUUUGUGAUAUUUUUCAUAAAAAUAUUAAUAUCUUUAAGCAAUAAAUAAGUUAAUAAGA
This is a messenger RNA of Boleophthalmus pectinirostris (great blue-spotted mudskipper), 1350 nucleotides long. RefSeq names its product colony stimulating factor 3 (granulocyte) a (gene csf3a). Gene Ontology annotation, biological process: neutrophil differentiation; macrophage differentiation; myeloid cell development. The record is from RefSeq and is a predicted model, not a curated record. The transcript has 5 exons. Gene Ontology annotation, cellular component: extracellular region. NCBI's taxonomy places the organism in Eukaryota, Metazoa, Chordata, Actinopteri, Gobiiformes, Gobiidae. The coding region runs from base 144 to 776 and encodes 210 amino acids. Gene Ontology annotation, molecular function: cytokine activity.